This is a messenger RNA of Microtus oregoni (creeping vole), 321 nucleotides long. Its product is annotated as 40S ribosomal protein S27-like. Gene Ontology annotation, cellular component: ribosome; cytosolic small ribosomal subunit. NCBI's taxonomy places the organism in Eukaryota, Metazoa, Chordata, Mammalia, Rodentia, Cricetidae. Gene Ontology annotation, molecular function: RNA binding; structural constituent of ribosome. The transcript has a single exon. The record is from RefSeq and is a predicted model, not a curated record. The coding region runs from base 37 to 291 and encodes 84 amino acids. Gene Ontology annotation, biological process: translation; ribosomal small subunit assembly.
UUUUUUUUCCGGCGGUGACGACCUCCCUACGAGAACAUGCCUCUCGCAAAGGAUCUCCUUCAUCCCUCACCAGAGGAGGAAAAAAGGAAACACAAGAAAAAGCGCCUGGUGCAGAGCCCCAAUUCCUACUUUACGGAUGUGAAGUGCCCAGGAUGCUAUAAAAUCACCACGGUCUUUAGCCAUGCGCAGACGGUAGUCCUGUGUGUCGGCUGCUCCACUGUCCUCUGUCAGCCUACAUGCGGGAAAGCAAGACUGGCAGAAGGAUGCUCCUUCAGGAGGAAGCAGCACUGAAAAGCACCGGAUUCGAGAUGAGUGGGAACC